UUUUCAGCACUGUUCCCCCACCCCAAUCGCCUGUGUUUGUAAAUGCUUCUCUUCUCUUCUCUUCUCUUCUCUUCUCUUCUCUUCUCUUCUCGUCUCUUCUCUUCUCUUCUCUUCUUCUCGUGUCCUUGCUCCCUCUCCUUUCUAUGAAGUAAAAUGAGCUGUUGUUGACUUUUCUCUGUAUCCGUCUAACUUCCUUUCCACCCAGUGAUCUACUUUCAGCCUCUCUCUCUCUCUUGGUCACCCUCCUCCCUCCGUCUCCUGUCUCUCUGUCGACGUUCAUUCAGUAGCUCAGUGAGCGUCUCUCUCACACACACACUCAUCAGUGGCUCUCAGUCAGUGAAUAUUAGCCGUCUGACCAGCAGCUGUUUGUGGUCGCUGUGUGGAGCUCCACUAUCCUCUGUCCUCUGUCCUAUGAUAAGAGGACAGCGUGCCAUCUCCUCUCCUGCUGCUCAGUUUCUCAGUGAGGACUCCAAACUCGCCAUCCCAGCGUUCUUCCAUUUCCUUCUCUGUCUGUCAUUCUCUCAGUGCUUCGUUCUAAUUUUGGAAACAUGGAACCUCGGGGAGCGCUCUCCCAAAGCUAUUUACGUCCUUGCCUCUCCUCCUCCUCCACCUCCUCCUCCUUGCUCUCCUCCUCUUCCUUCUCUUCCUCCUCCCUCUCGUCAGCCAGGAGGAGAACAGUGUGAGGAUUCUUUGAUGCACACAGAGCUGGGGAAUUCGGGUGCUCCUCUGUCUGUAUUUUUAUUGUGUUGACGAGGCUGCAGCAGCUCCUCUCGUCGUCGCUCCUCGCUCUCACAGCCUGUGGGUGACUGGAUUUUCCCUCGCAGCUGAAUGGAAGAAACAAACUUUCUGUUCCUUCCAUCUGCAACACACCCCAACAGCACUGGAGCCAGCACUGUAUUUCUGCAUGGAUCAGGACUCCAGGUGAUGUAGGUACAGAGAAAUAAACCAAAAGACCACACAGACACUUUUCAGGUGGUCUCCUUUGGCUGUUGACAUUUUGAUUGAUCUGCGAAGCCCAGCGGAGGGGAGGCUUUCUGUGGGCUGCAGCCGAGACGACGAUAUUAGAAAGGAGGAGUUUGCUCAAAGUGUCGCCCGCUCGUCAUCACAACUCGAGCUGAGCAGUCAGAGACGGCAGAAGCUCCAGGAGUCCGAUGGAGACUGGAUUACACAAGAAAAGCACAGAGGUGUUCGAUUAUUUUCUUUUCUUGUAAUUUGCGGCCGUUCCCCGCAGAAGUUAGUUUUGAAGUUUUCAGUUUAACUGUAUGGGUCUACGGCAUGCCUGCGUCUCGGAUGAAGAAGUGACUGGUUUAACAAAAUAAAGCGCCGGCUCUCGCCUUGGCAUGCUGUUGCAUCCCACCGUGUCAGGAUUGUGCGCCAUGUUGCAGACCAUCUAUGAGACUGAGUCCUGUUUUUCCUCCAGCAGCACAGACAGCCACCAUCAGCCUCUGGAGCUCCUGAGCGGCAACAGGGGCUCCAGCGCUGCCAUGCCCACCGCUGUAGUGGAGGUGAAGAGCAGCCUCCCAUCAGGCAUGCAGAGCCCAGUAGGAACAGCAAGCGAGCAGAGAGGAGGAGGAGGAAGUGGUGGAGAAGGUGGUGGGAGUCCAGGAGAAAGCCCGGGAGGAGGAGGAGGCCCGGUGGACCUGCGAACUGAGCCCAGGGUAGGGUCUCUCUCCGGGGGUGCAGUGGUGGACACAGCCCUGAGAGAGCAGCAGCUCCAACAGGAACUCAUUCUCCUCAAGCAGCAGCAGGAGCUCCAGAAACAGCUGCUGUUUGCAGAAUUUCAGAAAAAACACGAAGUGCUAACAAGACAACACGAAGUCCAGCUGCAGGAACACUUAAAGCAACAACAGGAGCUGCUGGCAGCCAAACGACAGCAGGAGCUGGAGCAGAAGAGGAAGCUGGAGCAGCAAAGACACGAAGAGCAGGAGAAACAACGACUGGAGCAGCAACUGCUGCUGCUGAGGAACAAGGAGAAAGGCAAAGAGAGUGCCAUUGCCAGCACAGAGGUGAAGCUGAAGCUGCAGGAGUUCCUUCUCAGUAAGAAGGAACCUGGUUCUGGCGGACUAAACCAUUCCUUCUCCCCAAAGUGCUGGGGAGCCCAGCACACCUCCCUGGAGCAGAGCUCGCCUCCGCAGAGCAACACACCGGGGACUCCUCCUUCCUAUAAACUGCCCCCUCUCCUGGGGAACUAUGAGGGCAAAGACGACUUCCCACUCCGCAAGACGGUCUCUGAGCCUAACCUGAAGGUGCGUUCACGCUUGAAGCAAAAGGUGGCAGAGAGGCGGAGCUCCCCUCUCCUCCGCAGGAAGGACGGAACUGUCAUCAGCACCUUCAAGAAGAGAGCCAUAGAGAUAUCAGUUUCCUCUCUCUGUAACAGUGCUCCGGGGUCAGGUCCCAGCAGUCCCAACAGUUCCAAUACAACUAUUGCCAACGGCAAUACUGGAUCAGUCCCCAACAUACAGACUGAGCUGAGGUCUCUCCAUCAGACGCUGGGGGCUGAUGGGACAUUGAGUCCUCUGAGUCUCUACACCUCACCCUCCCUGCCGAAUAUCUCGCUGGGCCUCCCUGCCAACACACACAUCACGCCCUCCCAGAAGCUGUCUGCCCAGCAAGAGGCAGAGCGUCAAGCCAUCCAGUCGCUGCGGGGGGGUGGAGCUCUAACAGGAAAGUUUCUCUCCACGUCCUCCCUUCCAGCAGGUGUGGGACAUGAUGUGGAGACUCCGCCCCCCAGCUCUCAUUCAGCCCAUUCCUCGUUACUGCAACACGUACUACUGCUGGAGCAGGCUAGGCAACAGACUGCUAUGCUAGUGCCCAUGUACAGCCAAUCGCCGCUGGUUACGGCAGAGAGAGGUGUGUCGGGUGGCAUGCGGGCCGUCAACAAGCUGCCUCGCCACCGGCCACUGGCUCGUACGCAGAGCGCACCUUUGCCCCAGUCCCCCCAGGCCCUGCAGCAACUGGUGGUUCAACAGCAGCACCAUCAUUUCCUGGAGAAGCAUUACAAGAUGCUGUCAAAGGGGACAGAUUUACCUAGGCCACCACCCACUCACCCAGAGGAAACAGAGGAGGAGCUUACAGAGACCAAUGACAUGCAGGAGGAGGAUGAAGGGGUGGGCCUUCACAGGCUUCAGAAGGAGGGGUCUGAUGAUAGCACGCCUUCAUCUGAGCGUCUCGGCGUGCACGUGAAGGGUGAGGAGGAGUGUGGAAGCGUGCAUAUCAAAGGGGAGAGCACCGAGAGUGAGCUGGAAGAAGAGGAAGAGGAUGAAGAUGUCAUUCAGUUGAGGGAGGGCGACGAAGAGGAGAGAGGGAGUUACAGUCAGGCCUUGCAGCAGCUGGGCGUGUUCCAGUCCUCGUUGCCCCACAGACCCCUGGGUAGAGCGCAGUCCUCUCCUGCAGCUGCCGUUAAUCCCAUCAAACACCUCUUCACUACCGGGCUUGUAUAUGACAGUCUGAUGCUGAAACAUCAGUGUGUGUGUGGGAACGCUCACAUCCACCCAGAGCAUGCUGGGAGAGUUCAGAGCAUCUGGUCCAGACUGCAGGAGACGGGCCUGCUGGGCCGCUGUGAGAGGAUUCGUGGGCGUAAAGCGUCUCUGGAUGAGAUCCAGUCCGUCCAUUCAGAGUUCCACACCCUGCUGUAUGGAACCAGUCCGCUCAAUCGGCACAAACUGGACCACAAAAAGCUGCUCGGUCCAAUUAGCCAGAAGAUGUACGCUGUUCUUCCCUGUGGAGGAAUAGGGGUGGACAGCGACACAGUGUGGAAUGAGAUGCACUCAUCGGCCGCAGUGCGCAUGGCGGUGGGCUCGGUCAUCGAGCUGGCCUUCAGAGUGGCUGCAGGGGAGUUAAAGAAUGGCUUCGCAGUUGUUCGUCCUCCAGGGCACCAUGCUGAGGAGUCCACGGCUAUGGGCUUUUGUUUCUUCAAUUCAGUCGCCAUUACUGCCAAGCUGCUGCAGCAGAAACUUGGAGUGGGCAAGAUCCUCAUUGUGGACUGGGACAUUCACCAUGGCAACGGCACUCAGCAGGCCUUCUACAGUGACCCCAACGUCCUCUACAUUUCCCUCCAUCGCUACGACGACGGAAACUUCUUUCCUGGCAGCGGAGCUCCAGAGGAGGUGGGAUCAGGUGCAGGUGUUGGUUUUAAUGUGAACAUAGCGUGGACCGGAGGAGUAGAUCCCCCAAUGGGUGAUGUGGAGUACCUCACUGCUUUUAGGACUGUGGUGAUGCCCAUCGCUCAACAGUUCAGUCCAGAUGUGGUCCUGGUGUCAGCAGGCUUCGAUGCAGUGGAGGGUCAUCAGUCUCCUCUGGGAGGCUACAAUGUCUCUGCCAAAUGUUUUGGUCAGCUAACGCAGCUGCUCAUGGGUCUGGCGGGUGGGCGGGUUGUUAUGGCGCUGGAGGGCGGUCAUGACCUCACCGCUAUCUGUGACGCAUCGGAGGCCUGUGUCUCUGCGCUUCUGGGAGACCCGUGUGACUCUAUGUUUCAGUGGCCUCAGGAGAAGCCCUGUCCAAAAGCCUACGCCUCCCUGGAGAGAGUAAUAGAGAUCCAGAGUAAACACUGGUCCUGUCUCCAGAGUUUGUCUCAGACCAGUGGACACUCGCUACUCGACGGCCCCCUGGGGGCUCAAGGCCAGUCAGAAAAGGAUGAGGCGGAAACGGUCAGCGCCAUGGCGUCUCUGAGCGUUGAUGUUGAGCAGCCAGGCUCUGUUCCUGAUAGCACAGAAACCAGCAGGUCCACAGAGGAACCAAUGGAAGAGGAGCCCGUUUUGUAGGAGGAGCUUAAACAAGAAGCACACCAAACUUCCACUUACGCCUCCUUCUAGCACCUCUCUUUCUCUUCCUUUUCCUCUUCCUCCAUGGAGUGUGCAUUGGUAAACACAACACACACACACAGAGCGCAGUCGUGCUGUUGUGGAGGACUCCAACUGGCAAAGGAGAACUUAACGGAGGAGAAACCGUGUCUUUCGAAAACAUGGAUGCACUUCUUUUCUCUACUGUUUCGUCCAUGCAAGGAGGAGCAGACGACUUGUUAGCACCUCCGUGGGGCUCAGCAGAGAGGGAGCGCGGACGAGGAUACACAUCAUGUACCCUUGAAUAUUUGACCACCUGUACACAGCACCACUGAAAUGUUCUCUUCCACCCUCCAAUCAUUCUCGUGACCUUUUUAUUCCAUCCCUGCUCCUUUGUUUCCACUGAGGGACGAUGACUGUGGAAAAACUUGAAUCUUAAAUGUCGCACACCAAGCGGACGACUGGUCCUCUUGCGUGUGUCGAGCGCAGGGUUGCCCGUUGGAGGGGGGAGGAAAUAACCGGUUUUAAUAUUCGCAGAGGAGGAGGAGGAACUAGGUGCCUUUUUUUCUGUCCACAAAAACUAAAACUAAGUCCAGAAAACACAAACCACCACCGCAGCACCUCAGUACAGCAACCAGCUGAUCAGGACUGAAGAAGCACACUUUUAAACACACACAAACACACACACACACGCUGUUGUUGAUCCAGUUGGUCACUUCAUUUCUGAGUCCUUGUUUCUUCAUCUGGAUGCCUUAGUUUGUCCCAGUCUCACUAUUUAGCAGCCUGUAGAGAGAUGGAGAGAGAGACUCAUGAGCUCAUGUAAAUACAUAUUCUGCUUAUUGACUAUUUUUUAAUAUCUGGCUAUAUUCCAAAAGACUGAGUUUUGCUUUUUUUCACAUUUUUGAGGGAAGAAAACCCUCUAAAGCCAUCCUCACACACUAGAACUCUCCAGUAAAAAUCUCAGUUGAAUAUUAGUAGUAAGAUUAAAAUAAUAUUCAAUCAGACUUUUGUGGAAUCUGGUGGAAGCGUCUCAGGAUCAGAUCAGCUUUAGCAGGAUUCAUGUAACUAAUGAAACUGCAACACCCAUCAGUCCUCUCUCUCCCUCGCUCUCUGUCUUUAUCAUUUGUGUUGAUUGAGUCAUGUGACCUAAACCCUGCACCUUCUUCUUUGAAGGAGGGGACUGUGGGAUUGUACUUUUGAAACACCGCAGUGACCACCACGUCCCACGUUACCUUUCUCUCUCUCUUUUUUUUUAAAGAAUUGUAAUAUUUCCUGUUUGGUGUAAAUAGCGUCUCCUGUCCUGUUGGCCAUGGUUACAUCACAGCAGGUUUGGUGUGGUCACUUUUCUAUAUCUGUACAUACACAUAUGUAUAAAACCACAAAAGACUUUCUCUUUUUGUAUAAAAAAGCAAAAACAAUAUUCUAUAUAAAUAUAUAUAUGUAAACAGUGUUUUAUCCAAUCAGAUUGGAUUUCUGAAUAUAUUCUAUUUGAAGUUUGAAAAGGUUUGGCUGUUUGACAGGAAGUAAGCACACGGUCUGAUGCGAUCAGACCACGACCUGUUUGUUUGUUUGUUUACAGAUGCUCAGGAUGGCUGAAUAUUGUUGUGUUGGAAGGGGGGUGGUCAGCGAGCUCUAGUUCUUCUAGCAGGACCAGCGCUGCCCUCCUCAGGCAAACAGCAGCAACUACAGAAAGGUGAUAUUAAGGUCAAAAGUCAUGGCUGAGUAAAAUAGGCUGGUCCAGUGAUUAUGUGUUUUUGUAGUCCAAAUGGAGCUAGCUCCUCCAGAGAUUGUAGUAUUCAUUCUACAUAUCACACGAUGGUACCAAAUCAUGAGCCCUGUAAUUCUCAUACAUUAGGUUUGUAUCAGCUCUGAUCCAGGAAGCAGUGAAACAAUGAUAGUCACUUGAUGGAUCGUGAAAUGAGGUACAGCAGGAGUGUUGAAAACAGCCUCGCUGGAUGACAGUCAGACCUCUUAAAUGCUGUUAAACUCACUACCAUCCAUUUUCUAGAGGUCACAGCAACAGUCUAAGCAGACAUGCUAAGGCGGUCUUCCUCAGCCACGCCCUCCAUCUCUUCUGGGGUGAUAAAUGGGUGUUCCCAUUCCAGCGUGCCCUGGUUCUGCCCCACAUUUAGUUGGACAUGCCCAAAACACCUCACCCAGAAAGCAUAAUCACCACCUUACCACAGUGGAGGGCUUUGGCUGAGUGAUCCCAUGGGUUCAGAAGUCAUUGUUGCCCCUUGUAGGGUCUGUCAAGGUGAAGUGGUCCUGGGUGAGGACCAGGGGAUCAGCCAGAGCCUAGACCACGAGGCUGGACUGGGAUAUUGGUAUUUGAUCCCCAGCUGUCCACAGUAAACUUGAAUAAACUCACUACAAACUGAUUAAAAUCAAGGUGAAAUAACACAAAGUGAGUAAGCAGUAAGAUAAGAUAACCUUUAUUAGUCCCACACGUGGGAAAUUUGUUUUGUCACAGCAGGAAGUGGACAGUGCAAAAGUUAUGAAGCAAAAAUUAGAAUAAAAUAAAAUAAGAAUAAAUACAGUAAGUACUGAGAGCGAGGAAAACCUGCUUCCUCAGGUAUUAUUGGACGUGGUUUGCACCAACUUUAAUGGAGAAGACCUUUUUCUGUUGAGGACACAUCAGGAAGCUGCAUGCCUGCAGACCCGGGGUUAGCAGUAAAAGUCCAGGUUGACACUUGGAUUGCCUGAAUUGCUGUUAAACAGUAAAACUACAUGAUUCUCAGUUUGUGCAUAUUCAAAUUGGGAUGUUAUCACUAGUUUUCCAAUGGUGAACAGACACAGGUCUAAAGGUGUCUAUUUCUAAUAGGAGCAAAUAGAAUCCUGCAUAUAUAAUCCUAAACAAAUAUGAGGAAUUUAAAGAUAUAAUCCAGGCUGAAAGCUACACAGCGGCUGUAGCCAAAGCUGGCAGAAAAAUGUGCAACUCAGCAGGCUUAUCAAUAUCACUGUUACAUCAAUAGAUCACAGGGAGAUCUGCCUAGAAUUAGAAUUUCUUGAUAGAUUCAUUUUCUGUUUUCUCAUAUUGUUUAGUUGCAUUCUCGUGUCGAGAUGAUUUCUCAUUUCAAGCUUGUUCUUUUUCAAAUUAAGACUUAAGAGCAUUGCUCAGAUUUUUUAACAGUCUAGUUUGAGUCAAAAAAAAAAAGUACAUGCUUUGUUUAUUCUAAGGUUUUAAGUAUCGGGCAUAAACAAAAUGACUGAGUCGUUACCAGCUCUUUAAAUGAGGUCAUUACAAAGUCAGAUAAAUAAAAGCUGGGAUGAUUCAGUAGUUUGUAGAAGCACAAGCAGCAGUAACUGCUGUAUGACUAUCAUUUCCUCACACUGUUGGAGGAACAGCUCUUCUUUACAACAUUGCUUAGUUCAUACCUGAGGUACUCUGCCUGGGUUUGUGUCAGUUUCUCUGACCUUGGGGUGAUUCUGAGGUUGCACUUUAUCUGAUUAUGUACUGAUAUGUGAAACAUUAGAAGUUACAUAGGGCGUACUUUCUUAUUACCACGACUAUAUAUCAUGGUGACUUACAUCCAAUGAACAGAGCGCAUAUGAAGGCUGUUAAAACUUUUAACACAAAUUUCGCUUCCAUUCUGUGACAAUAAUGACAAUGACUGAGAAUGCAUCGUGUGCUGUUCCUGGAUCAGUGCCAACAAUCCACUAUUUUCAGUACAGUAAUGAAGGAGCGAGUGCUUUGUUACAUGAUAUAAUCCUCAAAAAUCAUCAUUAAAAAAGUGCAGUCAAAUUGCACCACUCAUGAAAUCUUUAAAGUGAAUGUUUGAAAGUGUUGAGGUUUGUUCAGUCUCAAAAACUCAACCUACCCAACUUCAGGCUCAAGCCUGCUGACUGCUGUUUGGCCACCACUUUCCCAUUCUGACCAAUCACAUGUUGCUCAGCAGACACAGAAGCUUCAGAGCUGGACCGGCCUAUUAUGAAAACCUAUUGAAACUCAACUCAGAAACACUAUACCGGGAUGUCAGGGGACUAACUCUGAUCGACGUAAUCGUCAACCUCACUAAACUUCAUUUCCCAGGACCCUUUGCGGUGUUCUAGCCGACGCUGCUACCUCUGGGUCUCGUCCAUUUAAAGCAAUACCACAGUGGUGGAACUGCAGUGACGGGAACAGAGAGCGAGAAGGCCAUAGCAACAGAUGAUCUGAGGAACUCUCUGUACCUUUUUACACAGUGUGGUUGAGUGUGUAUAUUAUCUGUCAGGUGGAAUGGAGAGGCAGUAUUGAUUGAUUGAUUUAUUGACCUGUGUUUCCAGGUGGUUUAGUGUAGUCUUUUUGUACUAUUGUAAACACUAAGGGCAUUUUGUCCAUUUAACACGCAGUCAGUAAUAGCAGCGCCUUGCGUCGGGUUCGUGGGGGCCGUAGAGUGAGCGAGAGCUGGACAGGUCGAUCAUUUUAAUGACCCGACACCGCAGUGCUACACGGGGUCAGCUUCUGAGCUCGACUGGAGUUCAUGCAAGCACAAAGGGAGCAAAUAAAGAACUUUGGAGGCAAGCAGCAACUACCACAGGUGUUGGUUCAGAUGAAAAAUACCUUAAUAUUUAUAAAAAUGAGUAACAACAAGUAAAAGAUUCACUUUGUUAAAGGAUCUUCCAUUCCCUCAAUAACUAGACUAGCAUCUUGUGGGCAUCAUGGUCACUGUGGCCUAAACCAGCGGUCCCCAACCUCUUUUGCGCCACAGACCGGUUUAUGUCUGACAAUAUUUUCACAGACUGGCCUUUAAGGUGUAGCGGGUAAAUACAACAAAAUAAAACCAGUACCGGUACCAAAAAAAAGAAGAUUUAUUCAUAACACACGGGAAAAGACCCAGGGAAACCGAGUUAACGAUAAAAACGAUAAAAAAAUAAUGCUAAAAACCCCUGAAAACCAUGAAUUUCACACCUGAGCCUCAAUACUCGCGGCCCGGCACCAAACUACUCAUGGACCGGUACCAGUCCCUGGCCCGGGGGUUGGGGACCGCUGGCCUAAACUAUUAAACCACUGAAGAAGAAAAGACUGAAUGAGUUGAUGUAGUUAAACAGUAAGACUUUGUUUUCCAUUUUAGAAAAGAUGAUAUAAAAAAUGUAGUUUUGCUUUUUGUAAUAAUUAGAAAAAAAGUUCAGUAACAGCAAUUAGCAUCUAAUCUAAUUUGUAAGUUUUCCCUUUCAGAUGCAAACAAGAAGCAAACAAGUGAAGAGAAACCAAUAAAAUGGAAACAACCAAUAAAUCAGAUAUUGGUUUUCUAAGUCCUUUGAUUUGGAAGUGCACACAAUUUUUCCAAUUUUCCUUGUUCUUGCAUUCACAAAGGGAAAAAAUUGUUAGUUGAUUUCCUGUAAAUCAAGUUUGGGUAACAAUUUAGGUAUUUUCAAGAAUGUCACAUUCUUGCCGUCACUUGACCCAACAAGUCAAUGUGUAAACCUAUAAGAGCUCAUGAUUAGCUACCUUAUCUCGCUAGGUCAGACUUCUUUUGUGGUUUUUAUUAGUUCCAGAAUAAAAAUUAAAGAUUUAAAAGAAUUAGGAAAAAAAUAACAGGAAAAUCCUCCCAAGAUAUUGUUCAGAUGGGUUUCUUGCAAACUCAGUCGGAUCUAGAAACGGAAUUGCCAAGCGAGCAAAACUUGACACCAGCAAAGUUUUCCAAAGUUUCCCCAUUAGUAUAUGACGACAAACGUUUAUCCCUUUCUUCACACAUGGGUCUGAACAGUUCUAAACUUUGCUCAUCUUUAAAAAUACCCAACUUUCAUAUUAGCAUUACUGUCCAAGAUUCGAGCAUGAGUGAGCUCCUCUGUGUCAUCGUAGUCGACAGAUGCGAUGGACAAACUUGGCCUAAUUUGGAAAAACUGAAUGAACCACUUGUGGUUGCGUUGAUUUAGCACGUCACCAAGAGACAGCCAAACCCUUCAGCUGCAGUGGUUGCUGCUUGGUGUCGAGGACACUCAUGAGCACAGAUUGAGGUGGGAAACAUUGGGAUCUUGCUUCAGCACAGGGCUGACUGCGCUAGCUGGAAGAGCCUAAAGAGAAGAGGGAAGGGAAUGGAGAACUCUUUCAGGACACCGUGCUGAUGCAGAGAGAUGGUUUGGGUUGUCAGGGCACCUCCCCAGCCUGGAGGCCACAUAGCUUUACUGCUGCUGCCACCCACACGACACUGAGGUGAAACGCACACAGUCACACACACUCGGACUAUUUUGCUACGAGUUGAUACUGUGUAUUUCUUGAUAUGUUUGAUACUGUGGUGUAAAUGUAGUGUCCUGCUAUCAUGCGGUGUUCAGGGGCGGGGGGGUGGGAGAGAGGUACAUUUGGGCUGUCGGGUGGGACGGAGGCAGAGGAGGUUCGCCUUCUCCCUCUCUCCCUCAUUUACCUCCUGUUUUUUGAGGGGAGACGUUCUCUCUGUUACCUUUCACUCGUUUCAGCUCGCGCCUGAAACGUUGUUUUUUUCUUUUCGGGAAACGCCAUUUUUGUUGAAACUGAUCACGAGCACAUUCCUGACUCUUCUCUGUCUGUGCUGUUGUUUUCUCCAGAUUCUUGCCUGUUGCGACGAUAUAACAUGUGUCUAGUUCUUGCUGACUCACAUGUAUAUAAAGUGCAUAUAUGUGUACACAUGUGCAAUACACGCUAUUCGAGCAAUCUAUUACUGUGACUAUUAUUGAUGAUGAUACUUGUCCCUUUUUUGAAGUUUCAGCCUGUUUUUUGUUUGUUAGUUUGUUUAUUUUGUUUAUUUUUUGUUCCCCUCCUCGUCCUGAUUUGCUGUUGAUGGAUUGUGUUGCAGGAGCCUAAAAAGGGAAGGUGACUAUUGUGAUUCUUCACGCUCAGUUUCAUUUCAGGGGUUUGUGGACAUUCUAACGAAGCCCUUUUUUUUUAUUACUCUUGCCGUAAUGUUGUGAUGUUGACCCUGAUUACCUGUUUCUCUGUUGUUUUUUUUUGUUGUUUUUUUUAAGUGGGCCUGUUGUUAAAUUUGUCUGGAAACUCAAUAAAGCAAUUCACUGAU
This is a messenger RNA of Pelmatolapia mariae (spotted tilapia), 11746 nucleotides long. It is a transcript of the gene hdac5, whose product is annotated as histone deacetylase 5. Gene Ontology annotation, biological process: negative regulation of transcription by RNA polymerase II. Gene Ontology annotation, molecular function: histone deacetylase activity. The record is from RefSeq and is a predicted model, not a curated record. Lineage: Eukaryota; Metazoa; Chordata; Actinopteri; Cichliformes; Cichlidae. Bases 1341 to 4760 code for a protein of 1139 amino acids. The transcript has 28 exons.